Panicum virgatum (switchgrass) is the source of this 5196-nucleotide messenger RNA. RefSeq names its product DNA (cytosine-5)-methyltransferase 1A-like. The transcript has 15 exons. Gene Ontology annotation, cellular component: nucleus. The record is from RefSeq and is a predicted model, not a curated record. Lineage: Eukaryota; Viridiplantae; Streptophyta; Magnoliopsida; Poales; Poaceae. Gene Ontology annotation, molecular function: chromatin binding; DNA (cytosine-5-)-methyltransferase activity. The coding region runs from base 324 to 4898 and encodes 1524 amino acids.
UCCAUUAUUGCCCCCCACUUCCCCUCCUUUCCUUCCCACUCCCCCUCGCGCUUCGCCUCCCCACACUGCGUUCGCCGCGCGCCGCCACCGCCGCCGCAGAAACACGCCUCCGACGCGCGCUGCGCCUCUCGUCGCCAGGGGAGCUGCUCCUCUUCGCUUCCCUCGGGAUCGCGAAUUUCGGUGAUGGAACUGUGACUGUGACCAGCGCCGGGGACUUCGCUGAUCGUACUGGUGGAGUAGCUAUUCAUACUUGGUUUGGCACUUGGGCCUCUCUGAUUUGCAAGAAGUACCUACUGUUGCUGCUGCUAUAUUGUUUAGGUGUUAUGGCGAAGCAUCCACAUCCUGCUGUUGCAACAGCUACAGGGACAAAGAAGCGGAAAAAGCUUCAGAAUAUGAAAGUUGAUUUCACCGAGAAUGAAGAAAUGGUGACUGAACAUGAGGCUAAAACAGAGAGCAAGGGCACCAUUGAUGUUCCUAUUGUGUGCAAGAGACCAAAGAGGGCAGCUGCUCGUUCUAAUUUCAAAGAGAAGGAAUUGGACUUAUCUGAAAAAGAUUUAUUUAUCACAGUCAAGGAAAGUAGGGUGGAAGAAUGGGAAAUAGAUGCUGUCAGGUUGACAAAAACAGAACAUGAAGAUCGUCGACCUUCCAGAAAACUCAUUGAUUUCACCUUGCAUGAUGCAGAUGGUAAUGUGCAGCCCUUUGAAAUGUCUGAAGUUGAUGCUAUUUUCAUAACAGCUCUUGUCAUGCCCUUUGACAAUGGUCUGGAAAAGGAUAGAGAAAAGGGUAUACGCUGUUCAGGAUUUGGGCGAAUUAAGGACUGGAAAAUUUCUGGGUACAAUGAAGGUAUUGCUGUAAUUUGGGUUUCAACAGAAAUAGCUGAUUACAAAUGUGUGAAGCCGGCAAGCAGUUAUAGAUCCUAUUUUGAACACUUCAGUGAGAAGACUCGAGUCUGUGUUGAAGUUUACAGGAAGUUAGUUAAAUCAGUUGGUGGAAAUCCUCAGAUAGGCCUGGAAGAGUUGCUUUCUAGUGUUAUUCGUUCCAUUAAUUCAAGCAGAAAAUCUGGUGGGACAAUGAGCAAAGACUUUGUCAUCUCCAUUGGUGAGUUCAUAUACAACCAACUUGUUGUAUUAGAUAAUACACCAGCCAUCAAUGAUGAGAUAUUUGCCACACUUCCUGUUCUUAUUGCACUAAGAAAUGAAAGUAAGUCUAGAGUAGAAAUCAACAAGUUCUCUGCUAUCCCUUCAAGUGGAACUCUGAAGAUAAAGGAUGAGCUGUGUAAGGUAGUAGGCGAGGAUGAUGAGAAAUUAGCAAGACUGUUGCAGGAAGAGGAGGAAUGGAAGAUGAUGAAGCAGAGACGGAAACGUGGAACCUCACAGAAAAAUGUCUACAUCAAAAUUAGUGAAACUGAGAUUGCAAAUGACUAUCCAUUGCCAUCUUACUAUAAAUCAUAUAGUCAAGAAAUGGACGAGUACAUAUUUGAUAGUGACAUUGACAUGUUUUCUGGUGAUAUGCCCGUGAGAAUCCUUAACAACUGGGCUCUUUAUAAUUCAGAUUCCAGACUCAUUCCUUUGGAGCUCAUCCCUAUGAAAUCAGGAGCUGAAAAUGAUACAGUGAUCUUUGGAUCUGGUUUUAUGAGAGAAGAUGAUGGUAGUUGCUGUUCAACUGCUGAGUCAGCACAGUUAUCUUCUUCCUCAAGUAAAUCAUGCCAAGAAGAUCAGGGAAUUUCAAUUUAUCUGAGCCCAAUAAAGGAGUGGGUUAUUGAAUUUGGUGGUUCAAUGAUCUGCAUAACCAUUCGAACUGACGUGGCUUGGUACAAAUUACGCCAGCCAACAAAGCAAUAUGCUCCAUGGUGUGAGCCCGUGCUGAAAACAGCAAGGCUGGCUGUUAGCAUCAUCACCCUUUUAAAAGAACAAAGUCGUGCUUCAAAGCUUAGUUUCACCGAAGUGAUUAAAAAAGUAGCAGAAUUCGACAGUGGACACCCUGCAUUUAUAUCAUCAAGCACAACUGUUGUUGAAACAUAUGUUGUGGUACAUGGACAAAUUAUACUUCAGCAGUUUGCAGACUUUCCAGAUGAUUCUAUCCGACGGAGUGCUUUUGUCACAGGCCUCGUACUGAAGAUGGAAGAAAGGAGACAUACAAAGUUGGUAAUGAAGAAAAAAUCUCAAUCGAUGAGAGGAGAGAAUCUGAACCCAAGUGCAAAAAUGGGCCCAAUAUUAAGAAGGAAGCUUAUGCGUGCAACAACUACAAGAUUCAUCAGCAAGAUAUGGGGUGAUUAUUAUGCCGCACACUUCCCAGAAGAUACUAUGAUAGAUGGAAAUGAACAAAAGGAAAUUGAUGAGGAGCAAGAAGAAAAUGAAGAUGAUACUGAAGAGGAGGUUAUCGUUGAAAUUGAACAGCCUGUGAGGACCCCACCAUCAACACGGUCUAGAAGGUCACCAUCAAAGACUUGCAAAGAAGUUGACUGGAAAGGGGAAACUGCUGGAAAAACAGUGUCUGGGGAAGUUAUAUACAAAUGUGUUACAGUUCGAGGUCUUACUAUUCGUGUUGGUCAGUCAGUCACAUUGGAAGAUGAUUCAGGAGAAGCUAUCAUGUGCUUUACUGAGUACAUGUAUGAGAAACAUGAUGGUACGAAAAUGGUUCAUGGAAGAAUUCUGCAAAAAGGUUUUCAGACUAUCCUUGGCAAUGCUGCAAAUGAAAGGGAGGUUUUCUUGACUAAUGAUUGUCUAGAAUUCGAAGUAGGUGACAUCAAAGAAUUGGUGACUGUUAAUGUCCAAUUGGUGCCCUGGGGCUACAAAUACAGGAAAGAGAAUUCAGAAGUUAAUAGGAUUGAGAGGGCGAAGGCAGAGGAGAGGAAGAGGAAGGGUCUACCUGUCGAAUAUUUUUGCAAAAGCUUAUACUGGCCAGAGAAAGGUGGUUUCUUCUCUGUUCCUCAUGAUAAACUUGGCAUUGGAACUGGUGCCUGUAGCUCCUGUAAGGAGAGAAAACAAGUUGGUGAUGAAUUCAAGAUACUUUCAGAGGCCAGUUUUGUCUUCAAGAAUAUCAGAUACAAUGUCAAUGACUAUCUGUAUGUUAGGCCUGAAUUUUUCUCCCAAUGGGAGGGCCACGAGACCUACAAAGCUGGAAGAAACGUGGGCCUAAAGCCUUAUGCUGUAUGUCAUGUGUUGAGUAUCCAUGCUCCUGCUGGAUCUAAUAAAGCACAUCCAGAAUCGACAAAAGUCAAUGUAAGAAGGUUUUACAGGCCUGAUGACAUAUCAUCAACAAAAGCCUAUGCAUCAGAUAUCAGAGAGGUAUACUACAGUGAAGAUACCUUGACUGUACCAGUGGCCAUGAUUGAGGGAAAAUGUGAAGUUAGGAUUAAGGACGACCUUCCAAAUUCAGAUCUUCCAGUGGUGGCUGAGCACGUAUUUUACUGUGAACAUUUGUUCGAUCCUGCUACUGGGGCCCUGAAACAGCUUCCACACAAUGUUAAAAUAAUGUCACUGAUAAGGAGGGCACCUUCCACUUCAAAGAAGAAUAAAGGAAAGCAAAUUUGUGAGCAUGAGCUAGCUGGUUCAGACAAAAAUAAGGAUACGCUAUCAGAGAAUGCUCUUGCAACCCUUGAUAUUUUCGCUGGCUGCGGAGGUUUAUCUGAAGGAUUGCAGCUAGCUGGAGCAUCACAAACAAAGUGGGCAAUUGAAUAUGAAGAGCCUGCUGGGGAAGCAUUUGGUGAAAAUCAUCCAGAAGCAGCAGUAUUUGUGGAGAACUGCAAUGUGAUUUUGAAGGCAAUAAUGGAUAAGUGUGGUGAUGCUGAUGAUUGCAUAUCUACUUCUGAGGCUGCUGAACGAGCAUCAAAACUUUCUGAUGGGAAGACCAAGAAUCUGCCUGUGCCUGGCGAAGUAGACUUUAUCAAUGGUGGACCUCCAUGUCAGGGUUUUUCUGGAAUGAACAGAUUCAAUCAAAGUCCCUGGAGCAAGGUUCAGUGUGAGAUGAUCCUAGCAUUCCUCUCUUUUGCGGAAUAUUUCCGCCCUAGAUUCUUUCUCCUAGAAAAUGUCAGGAACUUCGUUUCGUUCAACAAAUGCCAGACCUUCAGACUAACACUUGCAUCACUCCUUGAGAUGGGAUACCAGGUUCGAUUUGGCAUUCUAGAGGCAGGUGCCUAUGGUGUCGCCCAGUCCAGGAAAAGGGCAUUCAUCUGGGCUGCCGCACCCGGGGAAAUCCUUCCGGAGUGGCCUGAACCAAUGCACGUCUUUGCUAGCCCUGAGCUGAAGAUAAACCUACCUGAUGGCAAAUACUACGCGGCUGUCAAGAGCACUGCCGCAGGGGCACCUUUCCGGUCAAUAACAGUUAGAGAUACAGUUGGGGAUCUCCCACCUGUGGAAAAUGGCGCCAGCAAGCCAACAAUACAGUAUGGGAGCGAGCCAGUGUCAUGGUUCCAGAAGAAGAUCAGGCGCAACACGAUGUCGUUGAAUGACCACAUCUCCAAGGAGAUGAACGAGCUGAAUCUCAUCAGGUGCAAGCACAUUCCAAAGAGACCUGGCUGUGACUGGCAUGACCUGCCAGAUGAGAAGGUGAAGCUGUCAACCGGGCAACUGGUGGACCUGAUACCCUGGUGCCUGCCCAACACAGCCAAAAGGCACAAUCAGUGGAAGGGGCUGUAUGGAAGGCUGGACUGGGACGGCAAUUUCCCCACCUCUGUGACCGAUCCCCAGCCUAUGGGCAAGGUCGGCAUGUGCUUCCACCCUGAGCAGGACAGGAUCAUCACAGUCCGUGAGUGUGCCAGGUCUCAGGGCUUCCCUGACAGCUACCGGUUCGCGGGCAACAUCCAGUGCAAGCACAGGCAGAUCGGGAAUGCCGUGCCGCCUCCGCUUGCCUACGCGCUCGGGAGGAAGCUCAAGGAAGCCAUCGACGCCAAGCGCUGAGCCGCUUGCAUGUGAUCGGCACUGGACUCUUCCAGCAUUUUGUGAACUGUAGACAGGCAUUUUGUACAUCUAACGGGAGGAGGGUGGUUAAGUGGUUAACACCAACAGGAUCAUAGCAUUGGUGUCGUAGCUUUUGUGGAUGGUGACUUAUCUCAGCGGGGUAUAAUCUCGUGUACUGCUAUGAAGGCAUGAACCAAUUGUAAAAUUUGUGAGACUAUCCGGGCAUCUUGUCAAGCAGGGAUGGCCAUCAUCAGCUUUACUUUCUGCAGUUCCAUAUGACCUCCACAAUUUAAGCUCA